Penicillium lagena is the source of this 2565-nucleotide messenger RNA. Its product is annotated as transcriptional regulator family: C2H2 zinc finger and Fungal Specific TF. The coding region runs from base 1 to 2565 and encodes 854 amino acids. NCBI's taxonomy places the organism in Eukaryota, Fungi, Ascomycota, Eurotiomycetes, Eurotiales, Aspergillaceae. The transcript has 7 exons. Gene Ontology annotation, biological process: DNA-templated transcription; regulation of transcription by RNA polymerase II. The record is from RefSeq and is a predicted model, not a curated record. Gene Ontology annotation, molecular function: RNA polymerase II cis-regulatory region sequence-specific DNA binding; zinc ion binding; DNA-binding transcription factor activity, RNA polymerase II-specific. Gene Ontology annotation, cellular component: chromatin.
AUGGUCCUGCGCAAGUGCAACAUAUGUGAUCGCCGGUUCAAGAAAACAGAGCAUUUCAAGCGCCACGAGCGGUCACAUACGAAGGAACGGCCCUAUGAAUGCAAUGUCUGCCAUAAACGGUUUUCUCGCAGUGAUGUUUUGAGUCGACAUGCCAAAGGCCACAAUAAUCCGCAUAGUCGUACGGCCGCCGGCGCUAAGAUUGAAGACGCCGCUGCAGCUGGCCAAGCUCAAGAUCACCGGUCUUCUGUGAUGGCGGCCACGCCGAUGGUUGCCGGACCCGAAAAUGGUGUUCAUACGUUGCCCAGUUUUGGUACAGAGGCACAUCAAAUACCAAAUUUCCCAGCGACACCGGCCCUCUCCGCACCCGGGCUCCCACCGUCCUCUCUGGAUUUCCUGGCAGAUAUCUCAGCCCAACAUGCUCGAACAGAGCCGGAGAUUCACCAUAUGAUGAUUGAUGAACAGCAGCCGUAUUUCGGGUGGAACGAAGUGACGCCCGCUGACCAAACUUCCCACAGACCCGGCAUGACAUUCGACUCAGUGCCGAACGACAUGUUGCAGCUGUGGCUUGAGCCCCGGACUGACUCGGGAUCGAAUAAUAGUUCGCUUGAUUUGAUGCGGGAGAGUCAUUUCCCCUUGAUGGGGGACAAUGCGGUUGUUUCGCCGGACCGACAGAACCGACAUUCGAACGAUAGUGGCAAGUCUGGCGGAGACAAUAUUCCAAAUGAAAGAUUCUCCAAAGUCCAGCGAUGCUGGCUGACGCCACUCAAUCACACCGGUCGACUCAUGAACACCCUAUGGCAUGAUAUGGUCUACAGCCUGGCGGAUAACGUGUUCACGGUAAAUUCGUUGCAUGUUCCCAGCGAGUCAAGUCUACUCCAGGGAUCGCGAUGUGGAGUUGAUGAGGACUGCAGACGCCGUCUUCAAGCGGUGUUUGGACAGCCAGUGUUCACUCAGCCCGAUAUGCAAUCUCCCAAACGCAAUGGUCUUUCUCCUGCCGCACUCAAUGUGACUGUCAAUGGCCUACCCGCCUUUCCUCCCGCCGAGAUCUUGGAUAUGGCUCUUGACCUUUAUUUUCGCACUUUCCACCCUCUCGUGCCAUUUGUACAUCUCCCGACCUUCUCAGCGCAGAAGACGCAUGUUCCACUGCUUCACGUGAUGUGUCUUAUCGGCAUGAUGCUGCUGGGAACCAAGGGGACCUCUAGUUAUGUGCUCAAAAAUUUCACCAGCACACUGGAAAAGGUGACUGCCGAGUUAUCAAAGUGUUCAACGGGGAUCGAGAGUUCAUCCGGUUCUGUGUCCACUUUUGCCACGGCGUUUCUCUUUUUGAGCCUCGCCGCAUUGACUGGUGAAAAAACACACUUGGAGCAAUGCCAGAUGCUUUACGUGAGUCUGAUGUCGAUCACACAACGACAUGGGCUAUUUGCAGCAACUGAAGGGCAGAUCCUCGACAUGAGCCUGUUUGAGGGAGUCCCCGAUAUUGAUAUGCGAUGGAAGGCAUGGAGUAAAGUUGAGUCCGCUAAGAGAGUCGUCAUCGGGCUCCUCCUCAUGGAUUCAUGGUACUCCUCCUUCCUAUCUACGAGUCCGAUCAUAGUCCCCGACUCCAUCAAAGUCAUCCUCCCCUGCAACGAAGCCCUAUUCAGCGCCCAAUCCUCAAUGCGCUGGACGCAGCUCAUCCGCAACGGAAAACGGAUCCUGAUGCCGACGGUGCUGGCACCGUCUGAGAAUAUCAAUAUCCCGACCCUCGACGGACCCGCCGACGACUUCUGCAUUCACACCAUACUCGCAAUGGUCCAGCUUCGCCAGUCAGAAGCAUACCAUCGCCUCCUCUCCAACCGGGCCAGCUACCCCUUCGCCCCAUGCCACACAUACGCCAUGGACGGGCGGGCUCGAUGCCUUCCCUCCCUGCAAUUCCAACUCAUCAGCACCUACGGUGAAAAUAUGGAAUCUAUGAACCCAAAUGCUUCGGUCAUGUGGCAUAACAUGUGCAUGACCCUGACGGCAGAUAUCCAGAUCUUCGAUCUCGCCGCUGGCCGGGCCGGGCCCGGCCCUGCGCGCAAAGCUCUCGACAAUAUCGCAGAGUGGUCACAAACCCCCGCAGCGCGCCGUGCCUGUCUCCACGCCGCACAUAUCUACCGCGCCAUGACAAAUCGCAAGGCAUCAGACCCUCCAACAUUCCACUCCGUUUUCGCUGUCUUCUCCGCAGCACUUGUGCUGGGCCUGUACACUUUCAUGGUCCCUAGCUCCGCAUCCUCUCCAGCCAGCCUCGGUUCUAUUGAAUUAAUGGAUGAUAUCGACUGGCACCAGGUUGGCACCGAGGGCUUCACAAGUUUCAUGGACCCGCGCGGCAGCCAAGACUUUUCGUCGACAGAUGACCCCGCUGUCAAUUUCAUCCGCAACGGCGCGACGAUCUACCUGCGCGGCGUGCCUCUUCAAGGCGGGUACCAGUCUGCUCGUCGGAUUCUGUUGGACUAUGCAGGUCUAUUGAAAGAUUCGGGGAAGUGGAGUGUGAAGAAGUUCUCGUAUAUUUUGCAUAUCAUGAGUGAUGUGCUUAUGGAUGUGGAGUGA